Hibiscus syriacus is the source of this 814-nucleotide messenger RNA. RefSeq names its product protein SLOW WALKER 1-like. The transcript has a single exon. The record is from RefSeq and is a predicted model, not a curated record. Lineage: Eukaryota; Viridiplantae; Streptophyta; Magnoliopsida; Malvales; Malvaceae. Gene Ontology annotation, cellular component: nucleolus. Gene Ontology annotation, biological process: positive regulation of transcription by RNA polymerase I; rRNA processing. Bases 338 to 814 code for a protein of 158 amino acids. Gene Ontology annotation, molecular function: protein binding.
CAAAUAUUGGUCUUCUUUAAAAUCCACUCAAAUCCCCAACCUCAUCUCCUCCAUCUUUUCCCUUUCGUUUUCCCCUUCCCCGCCCCACCCUUUCGCCGCCGCUUACUCCGUCUCCGUUUCCCUCUUCUCCCCGGUCUCCCUCUACGAAGGCGAUGUUUCCCCUUCCUCCACCAUCUCCUCCUUCUUCAACGUCGUUUCUUCUCUUUCUUUCUGUUCCGAUGGCCUCAUCUUAGUUAUUUUCGAUCUCUCUGGUCUCAUCUAUGUCUACGAUGUCAAAAUCCGGACCCCGCUUCGUCGUAUAUGGUCUCAUACCCGUUCAGUUUGAUUCAUUAUAUAUAUGGUUCUCGAUAAGCUCUAUUUUCUCUCUGGAGGUGACGAUGUCGUCGUUAAAUUCUGGGAUGUUGCUACGGAAAGCGUGGUUUUGGACUUGAUGGGUUAUAAGGAUUACAUGCGGUGCGGCGAUUGUAGUUCCGUGAGUUCUGAUUUGUUUGUUACCGAUUCUUAUGAUCAAACCGUUAAGGUUUGGAAUGUUAGAGUCAAGAAUUCAAGGUCGAUUUUGGAAGUGAAUCAUGGGAAACCAGUGGAGGAUAUGAUUUAUUUGCCUUCUGGUGGGUUAAUUGCAACUACUGGUGGGAAUUCAGUGAAGAUAUGGGAUCUGAUUGGGGGUGGGAGGAUGGUUCAUUCAAUGGAAAGUCAUAAUGAAACUGUUACAUCGAUUUGUGUAGGAAUAAUUAAGAAGGAAAAUUGUGGGGAUGAAUCUACGGAGGAUAUGAUUUUGAGUGUUGGUUUGGAUGGUUAUAUGAAGGUUUUUUAG